Molecule: messenger RNA, 1223 nt
Organism: Balaenoptera acutorostrata (minke whale)
Lineage: Eukaryota; Metazoa; Chordata; Mammalia; Artiodactyla; Balaenopteridae
Gene: CX3CR1
Product: C-X3-C motif chemokine receptor 1
Exons: 2
Coding region: 98-1174 (358 amino acids)
Biological process (GO): immune response; chemotaxis; cell adhesion
Cellular component (GO): membrane
Molecular function (GO): C-X3-C chemokine receptor activity
Source: RefSeq, a predicted model, not a curated record
GGAAAGGGAAAUACUCUCUGGCAGAGUCUGCGUGGGACAGGGCGGCUGACUGGCAUAUCCAGAGGUUCCCUUCCCAGGUCCAGCCCAGGUGCUCACCAUGCCCACCAUCUCCCCUGAAUCAAGUUUAGAAGACUUUGAGUAUGAUGAGCUUGCAGAAGCCUGUGAUAUGGGGGACAUCGUGGCCUUGGGAACUGUCUUCCUGGCCAUACUCUACUCCCUUGUCUUUGCCUUUGGCCUGGUGGGAAAUUUGUUGGUGGUGUUUGCCCUCACCAACAGCCAGAAGCCCAAGAGCAUCACUGACGUUUACCUCCUGAACCUGGCUUUUUCUGAUCUGCUCUUUGUAGCCACCUUGCCCUUCUGGACUCACUAUCUUAUAAACGAGCAAGGCCUUCAUAAUGCCGUGUGCAAACUCACCACCGCCUUCUUCUUCAUUGGGUUUUUUGGAGGCAUAUUCUUCAUCACCAUCAUCAGCAUCGACAGGUACCUGGCCAUUGUCCUGGCCGCCAACUCCAUGAACAACCGGACCGUGCAGCAUGGCGUCACCAUCAGCCUUGGCGUCUGGGCAGCCGCCAUCUUGGUGGCCGCACCCCAGUUCAUGUUCACCAAACAGAAAGAAAACGAAUGCCUUGGUGACUAUCCUGAGGUCCUACAGGAAAUCUGGCCUGUGCUCCGCAACGUAGAAAUAAAUUUUCUUGGCUUCCUGCUCCCCCUGCUUAUUAUGAGUUACUGUUACUUCAGAAUCAUGCAGACACUUUUUUCCUGCAAAAACCAAAAGAAAGCUAAAGCCAUUAGGCUGAUCUUUCUUGUGGUCAUCAUGUUUUUCCUCUUCUGGACACCCUACAACGUCAUGAUUUUCUUAGAGACACUCAAUCUCUAUGACUUCUUUCCCAACUGUGACAUGAAGAGGGAUCUGAGGUUGGCCCUCAGUGUGACCGAGACAGUUGCAUUUACCCACUGUUGCCUAAAUCCCCUUAUCUAUGCAUUUGCUGGAGAGAAGUUCAGAAGAUACCUUUACCACCUGUACAGGAAAUGCCUGGCUGUCCUGUGUGGCCAUCCCGUCCACAUCAGUUUCUCCCUGUCCCCGUCUGAAUCACAAAGGAGCAGGCGAGAAAGUGUUCUGAGCAGCAAUUUCACUCAUUACACCAGUGAUGGAAAUACAUCCAUCCUCCUCUGAAAGCCUUGUCCCUCCAGCAAGCCUGGAGUUUCUGAGACUGACACUGAAU